This is a messenger RNA of Phyllopteryx taeniolatus (common seadragon), 8964 nucleotides long. It is a transcript of the gene crtc1a, whose product is annotated as CREB regulated transcription coactivator 1a. Gene Ontology annotation, molecular function: cAMP response element binding protein binding. Gene Ontology annotation, biological process: protein homotetramerization; positive regulation of transcription by RNA polymerase II. The transcript is spliced from 15 exons. The record is from RefSeq and is a predicted model, not a curated record. Bases 75 to 1811 code for a protein of 578 amino acids. NCBI's taxonomy places the organism in Eukaryota, Metazoa, Chordata, Actinopteri, Syngnathiformes, Syngnathidae. Gene Ontology annotation, cellular component: cytoplasm; nucleus.
AUAGUCCUCUGACCGGAAGUGUUGAUUUGCCACUCACACUUGACGGCAAGUGGAGCGCAGCAGAGCAGCGAAACAUGGCGACUCCGAACAAUCCACGCAAAUUCAGCGAGAAGAUCGCUUUACAUAACCAAAAGCAGGCACAAGACACGGCGGCGUUCGAGGAAGUCAUGAAAGACCUCAGCAUUACUCGGGCUGCCAGGUUACAGUUGCAGACAAAUCAGUAUUUGCAGUUGGGACCAAACCGUGGGCAUUACUAUGGAGGAUCUUUACCGAACGUCAAUCAGAUUGGAAACAGCACUGCUGAUUUUUCCUUUCAGAAGUCACGGAUGGACAUGAACAGGUCAUCACGACACCACGGGUUGGUGGACAGAGUCUACCGCAACCGAAUAUCGUCGCCCCAUCAGAACCCCCUCACUGUCGACAAACAUGGACGCCAAAUUGACAGCUGUCCGUAUGGCUCGGUAUAUCUGUCGCCACCACCUGAAACCAGCUGGAGGAGGACAAAUUCUGACUCAGCGCUUCACCAGAGUACAUUAGCUCCUGGCCAGCAGGCAUCCUUCAUGUGUGGAUCACAUGAGCUUCAGCCCAAAAGAGUUCUGCUACUAACGGUACCAGGAUCUCAAAUUUUCAAAAGGGAGGUUGAAGAAGAAGGGCUAAAACAGAACUGGGAUUGCAAAAAGGAUGUUUCAAGAUCCAAAUCCUACGAAGUCCCUGGAAUCCACAUAUUUCCAUCACUGGAGCAGCAUCUCAAACCAGUUGCUCACAGCACUGGUGGUUCUCUGCCUAACCUGUCAAACGUCCACUUCCCUCCUCCGCUGUCCACCCCGCUGGACUCCGAUGAAGCGGCAGCCCUCUCGUUCAGCUCUCCCAACAACAGUUCUCAGAUGCUGGAUAAAACACAAGGAGUGAAUUGCUCUCAGCCCACAGUAACCAUGGAGAUGCAGUCUGGGCAGGACAACAUGGAGCCUCUCGUUCUUAACACAGGAGACCCUCACUGGCAACAUAACUUACAGCACUCACCAACAUCUGCACCGCUCCCUCUCUCUCAGGCUGCGAUCAACACCAUGAACCUGGACCACCAGUUGUCCCAGUACGCCUUCUUCAAUCAGCGGCCGUCGUCCCAAAUACACCAGAACCAGCCUCAAACAGGUACGGUCCAGAUGCCAUCCACUGUGACCUCCUGCACCACGACGGACAGUCAGAUGUCCUCACAAUGCAACAUGGCCAUGGACAUGAAUACGGCCAGCCCACUCCAACAAUACCGCAGCAGGGUGGGAUCCUCUGCCAAUCAAUCUCCAACCUCCCCCACUUCCAACCAAGGCUUCUCACCUGGAGGUUCGCCUCAACAUAACUCCAUACUGGAUAGUGUCUUUGCUGAGUUCUAUGACCAGCAGGUUCCGCCCAUUCAGACCAGUGCACUCUCUCAACAGCUGGAGCAGUUCAACAUGACAGAAACAUCCAACUGCUGUGACAGCUUCAACAACCAGACCUCCACCCUCAACUACUCCCAGAUGAUGGGCUUGUCUGGUGGCCACUGUAACCACCAGGGCUCUCAGCAGCUGGGCUACAGUAGCCAUGGCAACAUCCCUAACAUCAUUCUCACAGUGAGUGGAGAGUCUCCUCCCAGCCUGCCGAAGGACCAGGCUGACCCCCUGUCAACAGAUAUCAGCUUCGAUGUUGAUGCCCAUUUCCCACUGGACGACCUAAAUAUCGACCUACUGACACUUGAUGGCCUGCACAUGCUCAACGACCCGGACAUGGUGCUCGCUGACCCAGCCACAGAGGAUGCCUUUCGACUGGAUCGCCUCUGAUUGCAGUGUGCACUGGUCUUGGCUUCGUUUUGGCUUAUUCACCAAUUUGCCCGAUUUACUCCCAUAAAAAGCUUUUUAAAGAGAACGGCCAGCUUCCCUCUUCUGGACUGGAAAAUUGGCAACAUCUUAAAAGCAUCAAGGUACAAACUCUGUUUGCGGUUCUGCCAAUGACAAGUAAAUGAGUUGUGAUUAUUUGGUAAAAGGUUAUAUGGUUUGAAGGAAUCGUGUGGUCUGGUCAAACUGACGAAACAUUGUAAAGCAAAAGCAGUGGCGUAGUGUGGGGCUGUGAAAUGGCCGACACCCACAGGCUCAAAACCUCUAUUCAUCCAUUUUCCAGAGUCCUUAUUCUCAUUAAGGUUGGGGGUGAGCUGGAACCUGUCCCAGCUGACUUUGGGUGAUGGGCAGGAUGCACCGUGGACUGGUUGCCAGCCACCAUUAUUUAUCUAACAUAACAAAAAAAAUUGGAAAAAUAAAUAAAUAAAUAAGCCCCAAUACCAAUGAAUUUGGGACUUUGUGAUUAACGUAAAUAUAAACAGAAUGCAAUGAUUUCAUCCUAUAUUCAAUUGAAUACACUACAAAGACAAGAUAUUUAAUAUUCAAACUGAUGAAAAUCUUUUCUUUUUUUUUUGCAAAUAUACUCUCAUUUUGAAUUUGAUGCCUGCAAUACAUUCCAAAAACUGGGACAGAGGCUACAAAAGACUGGGGAAAGUUGAGGAAUGCUAAAGAAAACACCCGUUUGUAACGUUCCACAGAUGAACAGGUUAACUGGAAACAGGUGAGUGUCAUGAUUGGGUAUAAAAGGAGCGUCACCGUGAUAAAAGGAAAUAUAGAUAAAAGAUAGAAAGAUGAGAAAGAUAAAGGCCUAAUUAGAAGCCAUAUGAACACAGCCGCAAUAAAACUACUACUGAAACCAGGGAAAGACCCCACCAGCCAGCGAAUUACUGACCACUGUCACUAAUUAUUAUGGACAUCAAAAUAAUUUCUAAGGCUUUAGCCAACAGAUUAAAAAGAAAUUCUCCCGUCGAUAAUACCUGGUGACCAAACCGGUUUCACUAAAGGUCGGAGGUCCACCAACAAUUUCAGUCGACUGAUAUACCUAAUAAGUAUGUCUCAGUGUAAUAAUCUAAAAGCAAUCGUCUUUUCACUAGAUGCAGAAUAAGCGUUUGACAAAGUUAACUGGUCUUUUCUUUUUGCACUACUUCACAAAUUGGGCUUCUGUGACUCAUAUGUUCACUGGAUCGCAACAUUAUAUAACUUACCCAAAGCAACUGUCACCACAAAUGGAGUCACAUCACAAAGUUUCACUUUACAAAGAGGAACUAGACAAGGAUGACCACUCUCGCCCCUACUAUUCGCACUAUUUAUCGAACCACUGGCAACAGCGAUACAGCAGAACACUAGUACUAAAGGAAAAACGUACCUGUACUGGAAAAAAAUUGUGACGACUUAAAACGUUGGGACAGUCUACUUAUUUUACUUCUAGGGUGUAUACCUACAUUAAAAAUGAAAACAUUACCUCAAAUUAACUAUUUAUUUUCAGUGAUCCCAUUGUUCACAAGCAAGGAUGGGGUGAGUUUCACCACUUUAUGAAGAUCUACGUGAGCAAAUAAUCUAACAGUUUAAGAACGUUUCUCAAUGUACAAUUGCAAGGAAUUUAUGGAUUUCAUCAUCUAAAUUCGAUAAUAUAAUCUAAAGAUUGAAAGAAUCUGGAGAAAUCUCUCCACAGUAAGCAGCAAGGCCAAAAACCAAAAUUGAAUGCCAGUGACCUUCGAUCCCUGAGGCGGCCAUGCAUUAAAAACUGGCAUUAUUGUGUAAAGGAUAUUGCCACAUGGGCACAGGAACAUAGUCAGUUAACACAGUUCGUCGCUACAUCUACAAAUGAAAACUAAAACUCGACCAUGUAAAAUUAAAGCCAUACGUCAGCAACACCCAGAAAUUCCACCGGCUUCUCUGGGUCCUAGCUCAUCUGAGAUGGACUAGCGCAAGGUUGAAAAGUGUGCUGGGGUCUGACGAAUCCGCAUUUUAAAUAUUUUUUUGGAAUCAUAGGCGUCGUGUCCUCUGGGCCAAAGAGGAAAAGGACCAUCCGGAUUGUUAUCAGGGCAAAGUUCAAAAGCGAGAAUCUGUGAUGGUAUGAGGGUGUGUUAGAGCCCAUGGCAUGGGUAACUUGCACAUCUGUGAAGGCACCAUUAGUGCUGAAAGCUACAUACAGGUUUUGGAGCAACAUAUGCUGCCAUCCAAGCAAUCUCUUUUUCAGGGACAUCCCUGCUUAUUUCAGCAAGACAAUGCUAAGCCACAUUCUACCCGUGUUACAACAUUGUGGCUUCGUAGUAAAAAGGUGCAAGUAUAAGACUGGCCUGCCAGCAGUCCAUUAUGAAGCACAAAAUAUGACAACGGAGACCCCAGACUGUUGAGCAACUGAAGUUGUACAUCAAGCAAGAAUGGGAAAGAAUUUCACUUACAAAGUUUCAACAAUUAUGUCCUCAGUUCACAAAAUGCUUAUUGAGUGUUGUUAAAAGGAAAGGUGAUGUAACACAGUAGUAAACAUGCCCGUCCCAGCUUUUUGGGAACGUGUUGCGGGCAUCAAAUUCAAAAUGAGUGAAUAUUGGAAAAAAAAUCCGGUCUUUGUAGUGUAUUUUAUUGAAUAUAGGUUGAAAAGGAUUUGCAAAUCAUUGUAUUCAGUUUUUAUUCAUGUUUUUUGUCCUUAAAUAUAUUUCCAAAGGUGCUAUUGACAUGAAAAUUUCAACCCAAGUAAUGCAUACAUACAAAGAAGAACAAAUAAGCUCAGAAAUUAAGUUGUGUGUAAUAAUGUGAAAUGACACAUGAGGAAAAGGAAAAAAGUAUUGAACACAUGAAGAAAGGGAGGUGCAAAAAGGCAUGGAAAGCCAAGACAACACCUAAAAUCUAUAAAUGAUCCAACAGCAAUCCAGCCCGUUGUCAGUGAAAAUGAAUAUUAGCUGGUUCAGUUGUAAUUGUUGGCCUACAAAAAGGUCUCAUUGCCAAGGUGUGAGUCAAGACACAUCACAUGAUGGGUAAGAGCAAAAAGCUCUCUCAAGACCAUCACAAACUAAUUGUUGCAAAACAUAACGAUAGCAUUGGUUACAGGAGCAUAUCUAAAGCUUCUGAAUGUUCCAGUGAGCACGGUUGGGGCCAUAAUACAUAAGUGGAAAGAAAGCCAAUCAUACCACCAUAAAUUUGCCUCGAUCAGGUGCAAAGAAUAAUCAGAUGAGUUGUUCGAGAGCCAAGGACCACCUGUGGAGAGCUUCAAAAAGACCUGGAAUUAGCAGAUACUGUUGUCACAAGGAAAACAGUGAGUAAUGCACUCCGCCGCCAUGGGCUGUAUGCACGCUCACCAUGCAAGACCCCAUUGCUGAAAAAAAAGCAUGCCAAAGCUUGUUUAAAGUUUGCUGAACAACAUUUGGGUAAGACCGUUAAAUACUGGGAGAAUAUAGUGUGGUCGGAUGAGAGCAAAAUUGAACUGUUUGGAUGCCACAAUGCACACCACGUUUGGAGGGGAAAUGGCACUGCACAUCACCCUAAAAACAUCAUACCAACACUGAAGUUCGGAGGGGGGGGACAUGAUGGUGUGGGGCUGCUUUUCAGCAAAUGGUACUGUAAACUUUACAUUAUUGAAGGAAGGAUGAAUGGGAAAAUCUACCAGAACCUUGAAGAUUUGAAGACUGCUUGUGUGGAGGAAUGGGCCAAAAUCACACCAGAGCAAUGCAUGCGCCUAGUUUCUCCAUACAGGAGGCUUUUGAACCUGUCAUUGCAAACAAAGGCUUCUGUCCAAAGUAUUAAAUACCAGUUGGCGUGCUCAAUACUUUUUCCCUGUGUCAUUUCACAUUUAUUAAGCACGACUUAAUUUAGCUUAUUUGUUUUACCGGUACUUUCUUUGUACGUAUGGAUUACUUGGGUUGUUCCCAACAACUCGUGAAAUUUUCAUGUCAAUAGCAUCUUUGGAAAUCUAUUUAGUGAGAAAAAUGGUGACGUGUUACUUAUUUCAGCCGCUGUGUGUGUGUAAAUAUAUACACAUAUAUAUAUAUGUGUGUGUGUGUGUGUGUGUGUGUAUAUAUAUAUGUAUAUGUAUAUGUGUGUGUGUGUGUGUGUGUGUGUAUAUAUAUAUAUAUAUAUAUAUAUAUAUAUAUAUAUAUAUAUAUACACACACACACACACACACACACUGCAUACGGUCGCUACUUUGUUGAUUUGAUGAUCGUCUAUCGCAGGAUGUUAAUGCGGGUCUAUUGUAGCACUACAUUGUAUGAACUUUUUACAUACAAUAAGUGCUGUGAACGUCCAGAUAAAAACUGUGCUACACUGAAUUGGUCGGACCCAGGGAGCAGGUUAACGGGGCCGCAAAUACUUGACUGGUCCUAGGUUCUGGAAACCCAUGCUGUGCCACUGUGAGACCCACUGAGAGCAGCUUCAGACCUCCCUUUACUGAGUUUGCAACGUUUUAAUCCCACACAGGAGAUGCUGGAGUUUGAUUUGACUCACCUUGACAAUCAUCUGUUCUGCAUGAACUCUAAUCACUGUGCAUCCUUGUUAUGCCUUAAGUGCUCCCACGUUUCAAUUUUCACAGAAAGAUUGCUAAAAUGAAAAUUACAUAUUUCAAUCAUCUUGAGUAAUAUUUUCUGUUACAGCGGAGUUACUGUCACUGUACUUUUGAGAUGUAUUGAUGUUUUUUUGUUACUUGUCACAAACAUUCUUUUGUAUUUUACCUUCAAGUACAGUAUAUAUACAGUAUACUAAAUGGGUUUUUUGUUGUGGCAUAAGUGUUUACCUAGUAUGUACAUUUGAGCCUCCAUGUACAUAAUGUGAGUAGAUUAGAGGAAGUUGACCUAUGCAAAACACAAAAUUGAUUUUGAACUGCAGUCAGUGAAACUGAUUUUAACCUUUUAGAUCCUUGCUUAGAGGAAGCUUAAGUAUGUACACAAUUCUUAUACCGUGCAGAGAAAUGCUGUCAUGUUUAUACAGCAUGUAUUUUGAUAUUUAAAAGAAAGAAAAAAAAUUCGCAGAGACAAAUUGAAGUCUCUUGAUUGCUCCCAAAGAUGACGUCAGUGUAGUAGAAAUAUAUUUUUUUUUCCCCCAGACAUUUAAACAGCCUGUAUUCUAGAACAGCAUUGUUGAUGCAAUGAGAAUGUAUUGAGGUCUAUGGAAAGAUGUUUGACCUUGAGUAUUUAUGCGAUAACCUUUUGUAUUUACAGUCUAUUCUAUUGUUUGGUCUCCAUGAGCAGAUUUGGGAUAUUGUUUUAAAGGAUCUUUGUUUUCUAUACAGUAUAGUAAUACUGAUUACUUUCAUUGUUUUUAUUGUAUUUAUGGUGUCUAUCUGUCUAAUUUAUUCUCAGUUCGCCCCUCUGGUGUCUGGGUUCACAUUUCAAUUACUCAGUGUGUUUACUUAAAACUUCUACACUACAACUACACUACACUACUUUAAAGAGACAGUUUUCAUACCACACCUCUUUAACUCUUGUGUGGACUGGACUCAUCAAACAUAACAUUCUUAUCAGCAAAUUAAAAUAAUUGUUCUAUAACUCAAAUACACAUUUUGAGAUAUUUUCCAAUGAUCAGCAAAUACACACAGAUACAAAUACACCUUUCAUUUGGGGAUUUUUUUAUAAUACAGCUGGUUUCCACGGUUAUUCCUUUUGAGGUAUAAAAUACAUAUUACAAAAUGUUCCUCAAAUUGUAUUAUUAAAAUAGUUAUAAAAAUUCUGAGUAAAUCUCAUUUUACGACUUUCAAGCUGUUAGUAAUUUUAGGGGAAAAAAACCCCAUUAAAGAUGCCCAUUAAAGUUACAUGCAUGUUGCAUGCUGCAAUAUGUCAUUAUCAUUAUUUAUGGUGAGACAGACAUCUUUGUUGGGCCAUUUUCUUUUACCUCGGACUGCACUUCUGUCUAUUUAACCAUUUUUUUCAUGUUAUUUAAUGAAAAUGAAAAAUUUGAUUUACUAACAUAUGUGAGGGCCCUUGGAUAUAUCAUGUUUUCAAAUUAAGUUUUUGCAUUACUUUGCUUGUUUUAUUGAUUGUAAUAAUUUUGUGAUUGCAUGACUGACUUGAGUCUGAUUCCCUUUUAUGGCUUGAUUUUUAUAUCCUACCUGUUGGUUUAAACUGUCAUUUGUCUAUCGAAUCAUGUUAUCCCGAUAAGUUGGAAGAAAAAAAAAACAUCAGUUAUCUGUUAACUAUUUUUUUCGUAGUGUUACACUGCGAAAUACGGUACCAUAUGUGCUUACUACUUUUAUAUUGUCAUGGUAAAUCUGACUUGCUUUGUAUAUUGCUUUGUGCUUUAUGUAAUAUGAUGGCACAGUAAGAAAAUGCACUAUGAUGUAACAUGCUGCAAUAUGGCAUUAUGAUUAUUUAUGGUGAGAGACAUCGUUGUUGGGCCAUUUUCUUUGAGCUCGGACUGCACCCUAUUUUUCAUCCUUGUUAAGCGACAGUGGAUAUAAAAAGUCUACACACCCCUGUUCAAAUGCCAGUUUUAUAUAUAUAUAUAAAUAUAUAUAUUUUACCAAGAUAAAUCAUUUCAAACCCUCUUAUACUAUUAUGGUGUGUGUGUUAGUGUGAGUACUUUUUUUUGCCAUCAGGCUUUUUCCCUAUUAAGGGGGGAGAAAAAAAAUAAAUAUAUGAUUUGUUCUGUCUAAUACUUAAUAACUCUCAUAUUGUUAAUUGCAUUAUUUUGCUUACCAGCCCACUGCCUGUACAGAUCACCUCACAUUUAAAUGCACUUUGAUAUUCAACGUGAAAAGUACAAAAACAAUUUCAGAACUAUGAACAUAGAUGUCACUCAUCUGAGUCUUUUUUGUGCAUUUUGAGGACAGCCGUGCUGGUCCAAACCUCAUCCAAUGGCAGCUAAAUUAUGACAUUUUUUUUUUUGUUUAAGAGGAAACAAUUCCUAAAGUAUCACGUGUUUUUCUGCCGAGAAGGGCUGCACUAUGGUGUUACGAGCUCACUGCAAACUUCACCCUUAAAGAUCUUUUUGUUUUCUAAUAUAAAUGACCCGUCAAAUUAGACCAAAUGCAUCAUAAGUUGGCUGUUGCUUGUUUUUAAAUGUACCUGAUGUAUUUGAAUAUGUAUUUAGUUUCUGACGGCUACUGUCUUUGUAUCUUUGUAUUAUUAUUUGUACAUGGAAUUUACAAGAGGAAAACGUCUAUGAAGAUGAA